AUGGCCUCCAACGAAGCUGUGCCCAAGACCUGCAAGGUCAUUCUGGCCGACACCAUCGCCAAGCGUCUCCUGACUGAGGUUCACGAGACCCUCGCCAAGGUGCAGGGCAACGGCGCCUCCAAGCCGACCUUGGCGGCGUUCCUGGCAAACGACGAUCCGGCUGCAUUGCAGUAUGCUGAGUGGUCUAAGAAGACCUGCGUCGAAAACAAAAAUUGGAUGCAAAAGGUAGCUGACGAGACGGUGUUCACCCCCCUUUCCAGCGGCUUCGACUUUGACCUGCGCCGUGUCGACAAGGAGCAGCUCGAGGAAAAGAUCACCGAGGCCAACGAGGACGACAAGGUCGACGGCAUCAUCGUCUACUACCCCAUCUUCCCCGGCAACCCGCUCCAGGACAAGUACAUCCAGGAGACAGUCUCCCUGGCAAAGGACGUCGAGGGCCUCUGCCACCAGCAUAUCUUCAACAUGUACCACAACGUCCGCUUCCUGGACCCGCCCCACAACCUGAGAAAGUCCAUCCUCCCCUGCACGCCCCUCGCCGUCGUCAAGAUCCUCGAGCACCUCCAGAUCUACAACCCCAUCCUGGCCUACGGCAACCGCCUCUUUGGCAAGACAAUCACCGUCAUCAACAGGUCCGAAGUCAACGGCCGACCCCUGGCCGCCCUGCUCGCCAACGACGGCGCCACCGUCUACUCGGUCGACAUCACCGGCGUCCAGCUCUUCACUCGCGGCAAGGGCAUCAAGCAGAUCCGCCACCAGGUCGAGAACAAGGAGGGCUGGGGCCUGGAGCAGGUCCUCCCCCUCAGCGACGUCAUCAUCGGCGGCGUCCCCAGCGAAAAGUACAAGAUCUCGACCGACCUCAUUCGCGAGGGUGCCGUCUGCAUCAACUUCUCCUCCCACCGCAACUUUGACGCGCCCACCGUCAAGGAGAAGGCGGCCAUCUACGUCCCGUCAGUUGGCAAGGUCACCAUUGCGUGCCUUUUGAGAAACUUGGUGCGCCUCAUCGCCAACCGUCCCACGACCAAGGACAACGGCAAUGAAGAUGCCUCCACUGCGCAGGCUAGAAGCGAGGCGUUCACUGAGGGCUAG
Molecule: messenger RNA, 1086 nt
Organism: Colletotrichum lupini
Lineage: Eukaryota; Fungi; Ascomycota; Sordariomycetes; Glomerellales; Glomerellaceae
Product: tetrahydrofolate dehydrogenase/cyclohydrolase
Exons: 3
Coding region: 1-1086 (361 amino acids)
Biological process (GO): purine nucleobase biosynthetic process
Cellular component (GO): cytosol
Molecular function (GO): methylenetetrahydrofolate dehydrogenase (NAD+) activity; methylenetetrahydrofolate dehydrogenase (NADP+) activity
Source: RefSeq, a predicted model, not a curated record